AUGCCGUGGUCCACGACCAACACUAUACGAGACAAUUAUUACGCCUAUUACCACGAGCACCAACCCGUUAUCCUACUUGAGGGCCGGCAACAGCCAGUCCUCAACAUAUUGUCGAAUCUUCAUAGGGACCAGAAUGGAGUUGUACUACCCGAAUCCAUGUCAGCACAGCUGAUGUAUAACUGUGUUGCACCCCCCUAUCGUACAGCAAAUGUCGGGGAAAACACCAUCUUGGAUGUCCCUUCUCCGGCAGCGGGUGCCUAUGGCCUACCGACUGGCAGGCAGUACUACACCUCAACUGCUGGUAUCAGCUACAUGCCAAACAACACGGCAACUGCUCUUUGGCACACUGUCCAAUCCUCUCCGCUGCCCCCGUCUACCCAGCUACAUAGACAACCAAUCCACUGGCACAAGAUAGGCGAUUUUGAUUCUCAUCGCCCAGCCAUUAGGGAUCGAAGUCAGGCUCCUGUUCGAAUCACCAAUGAACAUGCCAGAAGGCACCAGCAAUGGCAGGAGAACCUCACAGACGAUUUUAUACGAUACCGAAACGAUGCUGUUUAUCAUACUGGCUUGGCCCAGGCAGGAUAUUUGCCGAAUAGGGGUCUCGAAAACAUUCAUUUCUCCCCUGGUCCUCCCCGCGUUAUCCCAGACUUCGAUAUGAUGUCGACCCCGGGAACCCAGUUAGAAUCGCGUAUGACCGAAGCGCGGCAAUAUCCAGCUCAUGGAGAUUUAGAUCAAUUUGAGCUCGGCAAUGAAGCUGCUACGUUAGGCAGUUUGUCACCUCCGCGUCCCACCUCACGGAGUGACUUUGAAAUUGCUAUCAUCUGUGCCCUGACAGUUGAGCAAGACGCAGUUCAUGCCCUCUUUGACCGUGACUGGGAUGAUCACGGUCCCGCAUAUGGCAAACACCCCUGUGACCCGAACGCAUAUUCAUGCGGUGCAAUUGGUCGGCACAACGUCGUGCUCGUGCAUAUGCCGGGUAUGGGAAAAGCAAGCGCCGCGGCAGUUGCCGCGCACUGCCGAGUGAGCUUCCCAGACCUGAAACUGGCCCUUGUAGUAGGCGUCUGCGGGGCUCUUCCAUUCACGUAUACUGAUCAGGAGACUAUACUGGGCGAUGUGAUCAUCGGUGAUGGCAUCAUCCAGUACGACUUUGGGAGACAGUACCCAGACCAGUUUGUCCGCAGGAACACCCUUCUCGACUCGCUUGGCAGACCUAGUCCUGAGAUACGUGCACACCUGGCCAAAUUGAAAAGUCGCCGCGGUCUUGCGUCUCUUCAUCAUGCUAUGGGUACCCAUCUUCGCUUUCUUCAAAGUCACCCUCAGUUCAAUCGAUACUACCACUAUCCGGGCGCUGAACAGGACGUGUUAUAUAAACCGGAGUCCAACAUUGUUGUCUCGCGUCGGCGACUGGAACAACCCAGUCCCAAGCCUCAUGUCCACUUUGGUGCCAUUGCAUCUGGCGAUACACAAAUGAGAAGUGGCAUGCGCCGCGACUCUAUCGCAACAAAGGAGGGGAUUAUUGCCUUUGAGAUGGAGGGUGUAGGUAUCUCCGAUAACAUACCGCAUGUGAUUAUCAAGGGCGUGAGCGACUAUGCAGAUUCGCACAGGACUAAGGCUUGGCAACCCUAUGCUGCCGGCACUGCCGCUGCUUGUAUGAAAGCCUUUUUACAAAGUUGGAUUCCAACUGGGAGGUUGCGCUAA
Molecule: messenger RNA, 1698 nt
Organism: Aspergillus eucalypticola CBS 122712
Lineage: Eukaryota; Fungi; Ascomycota; Eurotiomycetes; Eurotiales; Aspergillaceae
Product: 5'-methylthioadenosine/S-adenosylhomocysteine nucleosidase family protein
Exons: 2
Coding region: 1-1698 (565 amino acids)
Biological process (GO): nucleoside metabolic process
Molecular function (GO): catalytic activity
Source: RefSeq, a predicted model, not a curated record